This is a messenger RNA of Salarias fasciatus (jewelled blenny), 350 nucleotides long. RefSeq names its product endoprotease bli-like. Gene Ontology annotation, molecular function: serine-type endopeptidase activity. The record is from RefSeq and is a predicted model, not a curated record. NCBI's taxonomy places the organism in Eukaryota, Metazoa, Chordata, Actinopteri, Blenniiformes, Blenniidae. The transcript has 2 exons. Bases 33 to 314 code for a protein of 93 amino acids. Gene Ontology annotation, biological process: proteolysis.
GCCGCGGUACCCGUUGUGCAGGGGAAGUUGCCAUGGAGGCCAACAACUCCUACUGCGGUGUGGGCAUCGCCUUCAAUGGCGCGGGAUCAGAGGGCGAAGGUGGUGAGGGCAGCGUCUCUGCGUGGGCGGCAGGUAACGGUGGGAUGCGGCGUGACCGCCGCUGUGCAGACGGCAUCGAUGACUCCAUCUGCACUAUUGCCACCGGCGCCGUCAAUCAGAGCAUUAAGCCCGCCCACUUCGGCAAACCCCUGGCUUGGAUUGACGGCCGUCGGCCCGGCGGGGGCCGGCGUGGGAGGCUCGCUACCUUUGGUUAGUGCGCACGUAACGCCUAACACAUCUAAGAACAGUGU